Molecule: messenger RNA, 2244 nt
Organism: Calidris pugnax (ruff)
Lineage: Eukaryota; Metazoa; Chordata; Aves; Charadriiformes; Scolopacidae
Gene: CEP44
Product: centrosomal protein 44kDa
Exons: 10
Coding region: 173-1186 (337 amino acids)
Cellular component (GO): centrosome; spindle pole
Source: RefSeq, a predicted model, not a curated record
GCGGGAAGCGGAAGUGGCCGUUGGGCUGUGGCGGCGGCGGCAGAUUUGGUCUGAGCCCGGGAGCGGCUGAGGGGGCGGCAGGGAGGCCGGGUCCCGCGGCGGAGGGCGCGGCAGGAGAAUAUACUAUAUUACAUUUAUUUCAUAAUCUGAAAGAAGAAUAGCAUUUGGAAUAAUGGCAACAGGAGACCUAAAAGGAAGUAUAAGAAAAAUAGAACAAGGACUUCGCCUGUUAAAUUAUCCAAGAGAUGUGGAUUACACAGUGUUAGUAAAGGGUGACCCAGCUGCAUUUUUACCCAUCAUCAGCUAUUGUUUUACAUCCUUUUCCACUCACAUAGCAGAGCUUUUGGUGAAGUGCGACGUGGAACUCACAGCAAAGAGUGACUUGCGUUUUGUUGAAGCUAUUUAUAAGCUGCUUCGAGAUCAAUUUCAAUAUAAACCAGUUUUAACAAAACAGCAGUUCCUUCAGUUUGGCUUUGCAGAAAGAAAAAUGCAGAUUGUUUGCGACAUCAUCAACUGUGUGGUGAAAAAGCAUAAGGAAUUAAGUAACUCGAAUAAGGUUAAAUCCCAAACAAGGAAAAAACUCAGAUGUUUUAAAUGUGAAGUAUGGUCAAAUUGUGAGGAUGUGCUUGCUGUUCCUAGCAGCAGCGCUCUGAAUUCCAAACAGAAGCCUCAGGUGGAGCGGCACACAGGAAAUGAAGUUAGUGUUGACCUGCAUCCACUCCCCCUUCCAGCACAGGGAGGUGAUAAAGAGGAAUCGUUCCUGGAUCAUGAUGUUGUGGAAGUUCAAGGCAAACAAGUCAUAGAAGAUAAUUCUGAGGUGGAGUUCCUCAAGAGCCAGCUUGCUGAUUGCCAGGAGAAGCUUCAGAAGCUGGACUGGGUGGAAGACAAACUGCAUAGUUUGGAAGAGAAACUGAAAGGGAAGGUGAUCAUCGAUGAGAAGGACUGGAAUAACUUGUUGAGUCGAGUUUUGCUUCUCGAAACACAACUGUUGUUGCAAUCCAAAAAGAGAGACUUCCCUACAGACUUCACAAAUAUAAGCCAAGAAUGUACUUCUAGUAGGAUUCCAGUUUCUCCUGAGAGAGGAGGGAGGAGAAGCCCGAGAGGCUCCAGCAGCCGCCUGGAUGCAGCUCGCCCUUACCCACAGACCCAUCUCCUGGAGCCACCACCCUCCAUUCUCCUGACCUGACAGACCUUCCAAAGGAGACAACAAGGCAAAGAAUGGAAAGGAUAAGGAAAAUGUAAGUAAUGGGAAAGGGCAGGAGGAAUUCCUUUCCCGGGAGGGAGCUGUGCUGGACUGAGGCACAGAGAGAUCCUACAUCUGUGUUCCAAACCUCAAAGGUCUCUGCCUCAGGUGUGGCAUUUCCUUAUGACCCCCAUGGAUAAUAAAUCCACCUACAGCCCUGUGUUUGUGGGAUGAGUCACUGUUUUGGUUUCUAAAAAGCAAUAGAAAGCCUUCUUAAUAGUAUUAACUGGAGAUUAAAGAGUGUUUAGAAUCUGCUUGACAAGGAAUAGGAAUAUUAUUUAUCUUCUGGUAGGAAUUCCCUGCACCUUCUCUUCCUGAAAAAUAACUACAAGGUCUUAACUCUGUUUUUUAUUAUUUAAGGAAAAGUAAAAGCAAUUUCAGCCCAAGCAUUGCGAUAACUGUGUUAAUGUAUAUUUGAUACUAGUCCUGAGAUGUGUAAUGACAUUAUCUUUAGUAAGAAAAUUUUUUUUUUUACACUUGAGGAGAAAAAUAUUGCUGUAUAAUAUUUCUUUAGCAGGAGAUUUCUUUUCUCUAAGUGCCUGGCCUGGGGAAAAAAAAAAAAGCUGUAGCCAUUUUUUGUGAUUUAAUGUUAUUGUAUGGGUUACUUCUUUCUUUAUGUAAACUUAAAAUUUAUGGAGCUGUGGUAGGCAUUUAAAUUCCAACCAAUUGCAGAGGAGGGAUGAAGAAACUUAAGGUUUGUGUUGCUUGUUAGUAUUUCGGGUUCAUUAGAAAGUUAAAGGUGAGUUAUUUUUUACCGUAUUUUGGUAAGUGUGUGUGUAAACAAAAUUUAUUUUCAGAAUUGAAGAAACCUCAGAAUUGUUGAAAACAUCAAGCAACACCUCUGAGAAGACCUGAAAGGCCCAGUCUUCAGACCUCCUCUCUGGAGACUUUACGGAUAUCAAAACUAAUAUGUGUGUUUGUACAGCAUUAAUUUUUUAAUAUAUAGAAUUUGUAAUCAUGGCCAGUUCUUUUAUUCCUUUGAAUAAAUAUUUUCUAAUGCG